ACGGUUAGAGAAAUGGAAAACGGACGGAAGCGGGAUUUGGAUGUCUGUCGCGCAUCCGUUCGUAAGAUAUGACUGGGUUAAGUCAGCCCAUGAGGAGAUUGCGGCCCAUUUCGCUGUGAGAAUCACGAAGGCGGCAAUCGACAAAAAGCCAGCGCCCGAGGCUGAAGGGGGUGAGGUCCCAGACGACGAAGUAGACUUGGUAAUCGUGCAGGCUUGGCAGACGAGGAUGGAGGGAGAAUUGUUGGGGAUACUAUUCGACAAGGUGGAGGACGGCCAUUUGAACACAAUCACCGACGAGUUAUUGGUGUUCUUGGCACAGUUGGUGGACGAUCUACCCCUCGAUAUUUUGUCGAGGCGUGACGAGAAGUCGGGGACGGACGUGCUUACUCGCACGCUUGCGCCCCAUUUGUUGCGGUCCACGUGUACAGAGUUGGACGGAGACAACUGCGUGUACCCAUCCCUGAGCCUCUAUCUCGAGAUUGACGUUACCGAUCUCACACACUGGGAUCCCUUCAUCCAGCGAGGGAACGCAAUAGAAGCCAGCUACGAAGAAGAAGAAGAAGAGGAGGAGUCGGAGGGCAAAGAAUCCGAGGAGAACUUCAAGGAAGAGGAAGAGGAAGAGGAAGAGGAAGAGGAAGAGGAAGAGGAGGAGGAGGAAGAGGAGUGGGAGGAAAAUGAGGAAGAAGAGGGGGGGGAGGAGGUGAAGGAGGAGGAGAAGGAAGAAGAAGAGGAGGCCAGCAUGGAGGCUCACCUUGAUGGCGACGACGGAGGAGGAGGCGGCUCCUGGCGAGGCUCUAGCGACGGCGGCGAUGGCUCAAGCAGCAGAACAAUGGGGCAACGAGACAGGUCGCAUGGCAGACCACCUCCGAAAGGUCGCCCUGUUGUGUGCCCUGCUGCUAGUGCUCGUUGCCAUCCUGUCCUCCGUAUCUUCUGUUCAUUGCGGCGACUUCCGGAGAGUCGCAGCCGGAAAUCGAAGAAGAAAGCAACACGCAGGAUGGCAGGUGGGGAAGGUUCUGAGAGGUUCACGUAUGGCAUAGGGUCACGGUUGACGGAGGGUGCUCCCCACGUCACCCCCCCGCGGUUCGACCCUGCGUUGUACGCCCAUCUCCCACCGCAUCAGCAGCCGUUGCCGGACGACGAAACUUGGGAGCCCCCCACGCCCGCAUUUCCUCUCGCGUAUGGAUCGACGCAGUCCAUGUCCGAGGGUUUGGCAACACCCAUGCAUGGUUGUGGCGGUGAUGGAUCGAUGACGUCCCUGCUGUUUUCCAAAGACGGAGAUGUGGCGGGCCCUGCAUUGGAUCUGCAUUUGUCAUCCGGGGGGGGGAGGUCGGUCACACGAACUCUCCUAGUCAAUCAGCAGGGGCAAUCGGAAGGGGAGCCUUCAGUGGGUGUGUUUGGCGGCCGCAGCAACCACCUGCGUAGUCCCGGCGUUGGAGGUGAGCGGGCGCUGCGUAGUCCCGGCGUUGGAGGUGCGCCGCCCGCUCAAGGAGUCGGUUAUGGCGACCGCACUGCAUUGUCGGCCGGUAGAGGACGCCCGUCGGCAGGGGGUGGUGGGCACCACGCGACAGCAGAUGUGGCCGAAUCGCCCGUUUCGGGUUGUGUGGAGAGGAUCAUCGCUCGUGUUUCCACCAUGCGCGCAAGUAGCGACGGGGAUCGCACCGACAACGGCGAGAUGUACGGCGAGGGAGAUGGGCUUGACGACGACGACAUGGCGGGUGGUCGUGAGGACGACGCGAAUGUUCAGCCGCCGCCGCCCGCAGAAGGACGAAUCGACGGUGGAGCUGGCAGGGGCAAGGGAAGGGGGAAAGCGAAGGCGUCAGGCGGGGAUGCGGGGGUGGCCUCAGGCGGGGGGCGCACGUACUGGAGCCUGGACGAGUCUCUUGUUCUCGUCCGAUGCAAGAGAGAUCAGGAUGAGGCUAUGGCGGCUGCCGGGUCUACCUUCGCGCGGAUUAAAACGAGAGAGUGGAAAUGGACGGACAUCUCGAAACGGACGACUGCUUACGGGGUGCACAAAGAGUGGGAUGCCUGUAUGAAGCGUUGGGAGAAUGUGAUUGGAUGGUACAGGAAGGUUUGGGAUAGGGAAAAGGAGUCCGGUAUGCAGUCUUUUUUCACAAUGACUCCCAAGGAACGGGCCGAGAAGGGGUACAAGUUCCAGAUGGACCGCAGGUUGUACGACUCUGUCCACGCUAUGCAGCAUCGCAGCCAGACCGCUCAUCCUCCGAAUUUGGUGGACACAGGGGCAUCACAGCAGCAACAGGGUGGAGGGGCGGGGGGCGAUGGUGUCCUCGGGGGGGAGACAUCUGCGAGUGAUAACUGUGAGGGGGGCGUCGGGGACACGAACGGGGUUAGGCCGCCCGGAGGCCCAAAAAUCCUGAAGAGGAAGAGUGCUCGGCAAAACGCAUUCGAAGCGGUGACCGACGUCAUGCAGUCCCACUCGAAGGUGGUUGCGGAAUCAGUCGAUCGGGCCAGUAAGCGGCAGUGCGAGGUGCUUCAGCGUCAGUGUGACAUUAUGGAAAGGGAGGUGGAAGCACAGGAGAAGCAGUGCUAUGUCUGGGAAUCGGGACAGCGAAUGCUCGCUCCGAAAGAUUGCCCAGGCUCUCUGCAAGGACUGACAAUUCCACAGGGGGGGCGGGUCAUUGGGGUUGUCAUGCGUCUGUCGAAACAAUGGUAGGGGCUAGCUGAGCGGUCCACGACGAACUGUCGGCGAUCAACAAGGCCGGCUGAUUUUUUUUUUUUUCUUUAUUUUCGCCUUGCUGAUUUUGCGUUCUUCUUUUUCGUUUUGUUAUCUUUUUUUUUUUUUCCUUCUGUAAUUCGGCGACUGCCGCCCAUCACAUAUAAAAUCACUUGCCACCCGGGAUGAGCGCGCACAGAUCCGUGAGUUGUUGCGCACGUGCGGUCACCGUCGUCCAUCGCCGGUAGUGAUCAGGUGGAGCUGGCAGCGGUUGUGUAUUGCGUGGGUUCGGUGGUGGGGGCAAGCGAUGGACGUGGUGGUCGUGUGCAGGGCCCGCAUCCAUCAACGCAGUGUCAUGGUGUACGAGCUGCGCCACCGUAG
Chara braunii is the source of this 3052-nucleotide messenger RNA. Lineage: Eukaryota; Viridiplantae; Streptophyta; Charophyceae; Charales; Characeae. The record is from the annotation of a GenBank genome assembly.